AUGCGACGUACACCCACACCCCGGCGAGCCAGGGGGAAGAGCCAGCCUAAGUCGAGGCCAGCGCAUCGCCCAAGAGCGCAGACUCCCCGAAGGAGCAGCACCCCAGUGGGGAAGCAGUCUGGGGCAGAGGCCCCAGCCCCAGCGACCCUUCCUGAAGUCUCCCAAAAAGCCGUGCCGUCGGCCACACCCCCUGCCGGGCCCGCCGGCCCUGCCGACCCGGCCCCCAGAACGGGAUGCAGCCCAAGCACUUCCAGCAAAGAAGUGCAGGCGGAGGCGCCGAACACCUCCAAAGUAGAGACGAAAGCUGCACCUGGUCCGAGCGAGCCUCAAGCACAGGAGGCAGCCGCGGCCUCUCAAGUUGCACCAGACGGCAACCAAGAAGUGCAAGGCGUCCGAGAGUUGCCCCAGCUUCCGGCUGCAGAUGCAGAUGCAGAUGCACCAAAGCAGGCAAUACCAAAAGCGCCAGAAGUUCCGAAGCCCAAAGCUGCCCCAGCUCGGAAGUAUUCUACCCCACGGCCAGAUCUCAAUAAGGAGCACCAGCAGGGUCCGGAGUCCUCCGCACCCAAGGAUCGGCCCGAAGGGGAGCCGAAGAGCGACGCAGAACCCUCUGCAGAGAAGAGUGUCAGCAAAGCUCUGGACACUGCACCCAAUCCUCCGCAGAGACGCACCCGCUCGUUUGAGCCCAUCGCACCUACUGCAGGAACCGCACCACUCUGUGCGCCGGUUUCCGUCACGUUGCGAACCGCAGGGCUUGGCAAGAGCGCCGAUGCUGCCGCUGAUGUCCAGAAGAUCACCGUCGCUGCGCCCUCGCCUGCCAAGGCCAAGGCCUUCGCCCGAACGCCAAACGGAGACCAUCCGCUUGGUGCACAAGAGGAGACUCCCAGAAGAGCAGAAUCCAAUGACAGCUGCAAGAGCGAGAAGCUAGCAAUCCCCACCAAGAACAAGGAACGGCUAGGCAUGCUGCAAUGUGGCGGCUGCAAGAGAGCGCCUGUCAGAUCUUCGUGGCGGGAAGGCUUAGGAGGUGCGGUGGCGGUGCCAACAUUGCCCACCAGCUGGGCAACUGACCUUCCUGAUUCGGGCAUCGAAGCAGGUGCAAUAGCCGACUGGAUGGAGGGACGCUUGUCAUGGCAUGGCUGCUUCUGCCGAAUUCUGGAUGCUUUGCGAAGAUAUACCCCAGACGAGGGAGAGGGAGCUGGCAAGGUUGCUGAGGACGCAGCAGCAGACAUGGGUCGGCAGGCAGAAAAGGUGCUUGCAGAGCACAUCGAGCUGAUGUCGCAGUCGUCCUUGCUUGCGCUCUUGGCCGGCGGUGCUCCUUCCAUGCGCUCAGAUGCGAGGACUUUGGAAGGGCUUUUGCCUGCUCAGCCCAAGGAGAAGCCGGCACAGGCGCUCGCAAAUGCUCAUCAAUGGUUCAUCGGCGGCAUCGGCCUCGGACCUGGCGGCAUGCGGGACCCCGGUGGUGGAAGCCUGCAGAUGGCACUGGCCUUCCGCCGCCUACAGCUUCGGGCCCACCCCGCUGCAGACGGCUCGCAGCAAAUGCUGCUGGAUGCGAGCGUCUUCUUGGAGACUCUUCGAGCUGCAAGUCUCGCCCAAUGCGGAUGUCGUCUUCCGCGACACGACGAUGUGGGCAGAGAGAUGACUGAUCAGGAGCUGUUACUGCUGCUGGAUAUCAAGAGUCGCAGAGACGAUGGUGCCUUGGAGACUGAGGGAUUCCUUGAAGGCGCAAAAGCUCAGCGCCUUGCUGCUUAUGCACGUGCCCUCGGAGAAAUUCGCACCGACCUCAAAGCGCUGCAAAAGGUUCUAUCCUUGGACAAUGCCAGGCAGCUGCUUGGACUCAGCCACAGCGCGUCCACGGAGGAUUUGGCCAAGGCCUACCGCCGGAAGGCUCGGGAACUGCAUCCAGACAGGCAGGGCGAGACAUCCACAGGAGCAUUUCAAGCGCUCAGAGGAGCCUACGAGCUGCUUCAGUCGCACAAAGAUGGUAUCGCGCGGGCCUCUCAAGUGGACGUGGUGCCGCAGAUUGGGCCUGGCGAGACUGUGGUCCGGGGCGUGGAGUUCAAGCUGCCGAAGCACUCCGGCGCGGAUGAGCUGGCUCUAAAAGCGGAUCUGGUCCUGCGCUCGGCCCAGGCCUUCGGAGAUAUGCAGCUCUUGAUGCGGAAGCCACCCUCGCGUGCUGCCCCCCGGGCCCAGACCGUGCCUGGCCGAAGGACGUUAGAACCAGUUCCUGAAGCUGAUCCACAAGAAGAAAAUGAAGCAGCCGAGUCAGGAAAGCCGGCCCAGCCAGAGAAGCCUGGCGGAGCCGUGUGGCGUGCCAGCAGUCGCAGCGGGCGCAGUCGGCUGGCGCUUCACUGUGCAGGCACUGUCAACAUGACCGCGGAGGAAGCCGCACGUGUGGGGAUGAGCGCGUCCGCAACGCAAGCACAGGUCUUGCCUUUGCUGCUGGCAGUGCUGGACGUAAGUACCACUAUGCCGGAGGAGCUCUUUGGUAAUGUGACGAGGAACGCGAAGAAGUGCAUGUCCCAGAUGAAGUCAGCCCUCUCUCUGGGAAACGAAGCGUGCGACAUUGGCUGGAAGGCGAGCAACCAAGCCAUGGAGUACUCGGACAGCGAGGCCUUCUGGGAGCCUCGGGGGGAGUCCGGCAAGACCUUGGGCGACGAGGUCAUGGAGAUGGCCAGCCAGGCCGCGCUCAACUGUGCUGCCGCAGUCAUGGUGCUCAGUGACGGCUUCGAGGCCGCGCAGCGCCUUGCUGCGUCGCUGCAGCAGGCGCUGAACGUGAGAGCAAAAACCAUGGGUGACGAGUGGCCCGAGCGCAAGCGCAGGGAGGAGAAGCCAGAGCCGGAGGGCAACACGGAGGCGGAGAAGCGCCUUCGGCUCCAUCGCAUGGCCGGCGACAUCUUCUCCUCGAACCUGGAGAUGCUGCAGUGGCAGACGGAGCUCCGGGAAGCAGUGCUGUGCCGUCCCCACCUCCUGAAUCCGGUGUCCGUCUGGGAGAAGGAGGCCCUGUUCUGCCUGGCCUCGGAGGUGCUCGAGGGCCUUCAAGGCCGUCUCAGCGAGGUCGAGGUGGAUCAGGGCAUGGAGCCGCUGGAGGCCGUCUUCUCCGUAACCUUCGCCGCCGCUUCUUUUCGCGGCGUUGCAUCUCCUCCAUCAAUAGAGGCUCGUUUGCUGCGACUGGCUGCUCUCGUUCAUGCUGCCCUCCUUCGCAAGAUGCUGGAGGAGUUCUUCAGCACCUGCUUGAGUGAUCUAGGCAGCAGAGGCCACCCCAUGCGAAUCGUGGAAAUCUUGCGGCGUCGUUGCAAUGCUGCCUUGGCUGAGUUCACAUGGCUUCAGGCGGACGCCCCCGUGCGGACGUACAUCGACAGCUAA
Molecule: messenger RNA, 3360 nt
Organism: Symbiodinium necroappetens
Lineage: Eukaryota; Dinophyceae; Suessiales; Symbiodiniaceae
Source: the annotation of a GenBank genome assembly